Lontra canadensis (Northern American river otter) is the source of this 1378-nucleotide messenger RNA. Its product is annotated as T-cell surface glycoprotein CD1a-like. The coding region runs from base 232 to 1254 and encodes 340 amino acids. Gene Ontology annotation, cellular component: external side of plasma membrane. NCBI's taxonomy places the organism in Eukaryota, Metazoa, Chordata, Mammalia, Carnivora, Mustelidae. The transcript has 6 exons. The record is from RefSeq and is a predicted model, not a curated record. Gene Ontology annotation, biological process: antigen processing and presentation, exogenous lipid antigen via MHC class Ib; antigen processing and presentation, endogenous lipid antigen via MHC class Ib; positive regulation of T cell mediated cytotoxicity. Gene Ontology annotation, molecular function: endogenous lipid antigen binding; exogenous lipid antigen binding; lipopeptide binding.
GUGACAGGGAGAAGCUGGAAGCCAGAGAGGAGGGUCAGACCAGGAGGGGAACUGAGAGUCUGAGUAGGCAUCCAGGGUUGAGGGAGGAGCACAUUUGCAUUUUAGAAGAGACUCAGGGAAAGCUUGUGUGUGGAGAAGGAAGUCAGAAGAGAAGGGCUAUGUGUGGGGUAGGUUUGUUAGAACAGACAUCCAAGGCUGACUUGUAAGAGAAAGAAAACAUCUGCAAAUACAAUGCUGUUUCUGCAAAUUGUGUUGCUGGUGUUUCUCCUCCCAGGUGGUGACAGUGAAGAUGCCUUCCAGAAGCCAAUCUCCUUCAGAAUUAUCCUGACCUCAUCCUUUUAUAACUCUUCCUGGACACAAAAUCAAGGCUCAGCAUGGCUAGAUGAGCUGGAGACUCAUGGCUGGAACAACAAGACUGGUGCUUUCAUUUUCCUGUGGCCUUGGUCCAAGGGCAACUUCAGUAAGGAGAGGUUCAUAAAACUGGAAAGCAUAUUCCAUACAAAUUCCAUUAGACUUCUUCAGAUAUUUCAUUACCAUGUCAACGAAUGGCAGCUUGAAUAUCCCUUUCAGGUACAGAUUGCAGGAGGCUGUGAUUCCCACUUUGGAGACAUAUCAGUAGGCUAUGCACAGAUUGCUUAUCAAGGAUCAGAUCUCAUGAGUUUCCAGAACAGAUCAUGGUGGCCAUCUCCAAAGGGAGGAAGUAGGGCUCAGCAGGUCUGCAGACUAUUCAAUCAGUACCAUGUUUUCAAUGAAAUAUUACACACCCUCCUCAGUGACACCUGCCUCCGGUUCCUGUCGGGUCUUCUUGAUUCAGGGAAGGCACAUCUCCAGCGACAAGUGAGACCAGAGGCCUGGCUGUCCACUGGCCCCAGUCCAGAUCCUGACCACCUCCUGCUGGUGUGCCAUGUCUCUGGCUUCUAUCCAAAGCCUGUGUUGGUGAUGUGGAUGCGUGGUGAGCAGGAGCAGCAGGGCACCCAGCAAAGCAACAUCCUACCCCAUGCUGAUGGGACAUGGUAUCUUCAGAUGUCCUUGAAUGUGAAAUCCAGGGAGGUGGCUGGUCUAUACUGUCGGGUGAGACAUAGCAGUCUUGGAGGCCAGGACAUCAUCCUCUAUUGGGAGCAGCCCCACUCCAUGGGAUUGGUCUUCCUGGUGAUGAUAGUGCCCCUGGUGCUUCUGGCCGGUCUGGCAUUAUGGCUUUGGAAGUGCUGGAAGACACACUGGAGACAUCAAUGCACUGGCUUCCCCUCUGACUGAGAUCCCAGCAGCCCAGGCUCCAGUACUUACCUAAACCCAGUUCAGCAGUGAUGUGCUUGGAAUUCUCUGUGUGCAAUUUUGUCUUUCAGUUGUGCUUAAUGAUCAGUUAUCAAUAUAAGUUCAG